Hemiscyllium ocellatum (epaulette shark) is the source of this 2177-nucleotide messenger RNA. RefSeq names its product glycerol-3-phosphate dehydrogenase [NAD(+)], cytoplasmic-like. The record is from RefSeq and is a predicted model, not a curated record. Gene Ontology annotation, biological process: glycerol-3-phosphate catabolic process; carbohydrate metabolic process. Gene Ontology annotation, cellular component: glycerol-3-phosphate dehydrogenase (FAD) complex; cytosol. Lineage: Eukaryota; Metazoa; Chordata; Chondrichthyes; Orectolobiformes; Hemiscylliidae. Gene Ontology annotation, molecular function: protein homodimerization activity; NAD binding; glycerol-3-phosphate dehydrogenase [NAD(P)+] activity. The transcript has 8 exons. The coding region runs from base 187 to 1239 and encodes 350 amino acids.
CUGAAACGUUGUAACGGUUCUCUGCAGCAAUCGUCACUGAGCGAGGUCAGGAAGGCGGGAGGGGACACGAGAGGCGUGUUUUGCCUGGGUGAGGGCACGUGGUUUACAAAGUGCCGAGUUCGCAAAGUGUCCCGCAAUCUGCUGCAGAGCCUGAGCACAGCCGCUGAGAGCAGCAGCAAAUAGGCCAUGGCUCCUCCUCUUAAAGUCUGCAUCGUUGGAUCUGGCAACUGGGGAUCAGUCAUCGGACAAAUCAUUGGAGAAAAUGCGGCCGAAAAUAAGAUGUUUGACAGCACUGUUUACAUGUGGGUGUUUGAGGAGAUGGUGGACGGCAGGAAGUUAACAGAAAUCAUAAACACUGAGCAUGAAAAUGUGAAGUACCUCCCGGGAUGCAAGUUACCAGCCAACGUGAUUGCGGUGCCUGGGCUGCUGGACGCAGCGAGAGAUGCCGAUAUUUUGGUGUUUGUCAUGCCACACCAGUUCAUCAGAGAGACCUGUGAUGAGUUGAAAGGUCAGAUCAAGCUUUCCAGCAUUGGAGUCUCUCUUAUCAAGGGUAUUGAAGUUGGAUCGUACGGUCUGAAGCUGAUCUCUGACGUAAUUCGGGAGACACUUGGAAUUGAAGUGAGCGUGCUCAUGGGAGCAAAUCUUGCCAAUGAAGUAGCAGCUGGGAAGUUCUGCGAGUCCACCAUUGGAGCUGCAAACAUUGAACAUGGAAAGAUUUUAAAAGAACUGCUGCAGACUCAAAACUUCAGGCUCAGGGUGGUGGCGGAGGCAGAUGCUGUGGAGAUCUGCGGGGCCUUAAAGAACGUGGUUGCCAUGGGAGCCGGAUUCUGUGACGGAUUGGGCUACGGUGACAACACAAAGGCUGCAGUGAUCCGCCUGGGGCUGAUGGAAAUGAUCGCCUUUGUGAGGCUGCACUGUGAGGGCCUGGUGUCAGACUCCAUCUUCCUCGAGAGCUGUGGCGUGGCUGACCUAAUUGCCACCUGCUACGGAGGCCGCAACAGGAAAAUCGCGGAGAUCUUUGCAAAGACAGGCAAGUCUAUUAAACAGCUGGAAGAAGAGAUGCUGAAUGGGCAGAAGCUACAGGGACCAAAGACAGCGAUCGAAAUCAAUCACACUCUAAAGCUCCAAAACCUAGUCAAUAAAUUCCCUUUGUUCACUGCCGUGUAUCAAAUCUGUUAUGAAUGCAAACCAGUAUCUGAAUUUGUCAAGUGCCUCCAAGAUCAUCCAGAACAUAAGUGAACCAUGAUCUUAAGGAACCUGUUCUAGACCUGCCUUGGGCAACGUAUCAAGGUGGUACUUGUUGCACAUACCGAGUGCUAGCAGAUCUUUCAUGCAGUUGUACAGAGACAGGUUGUCUCUGUGAUUUAAAACGUGUGCUUGGGACACAGUUACUGCUUUGGAUAGAAUCAGGAAAUUGCAGCCAAAAUGUGUUUAAAUUUGUCCUGUUUAGGUUAGGCUUAAAGUUUCGACAGAAAUGUAUUUGCAUCAUCAUUCAGGAACCAGCCUGAUAAUGUAGCUAUUCAUAUAUUUAAUCUUCUUUCUAGUCUUCCUUGAUCUGGUUCAGAGUGGUAACCUGGUGUAGGUUCACUUACGCAGCGAGCAAUGUGUUAAAUCACCAAAUGUUAGACACUUUUCCAAGGAUGUCCAGGAUGAGUAACUUCAUUUUAAAAUCACUGAAAAUGGCCUUGAAUAUAUUCAAGAACCCAGCUUUCACUAUCAGAAAGUUGCCACUUCAUUAUUUUUCCAUGCUGGGUCAGGGUCAGAGUAUCAAAUAGUGCACAUCAGCAAAAAGAUGUUUCAAUGAUACAUUCCGUGAGAAAAUGAGACAUGAAACUCCAGAACAAAACCUAGCAAGAACACAGCAAAGUUGGAUGACACACUCAAUGGGAAUUCAUCAAUGAUUGAAAUUUCACGUCCUCGCCUGUAAAGGGACAGCAUUAUUUUCAGGAAUGUACUUGAUUAACCACCAAACUCUGAAAAUUAUUUCUAGCUUUUGGUUCAUACUUUUUAUUAAUUUUCACGUGCUUUGGUUUCUCACGUCCCUUUUUGUUUGGUUAGCCAUUUCCCCAGUCUCAUGAUCUUUGCGUUGGAUAUUUAAUCAUUUCAAUCCUCUCCCACUUCUUACUCGUUUCUGUAAAAGAUAUCCCUGCUACGUGACAAAUGGUAUUCAGCACCAG